Molecule: messenger RNA, 1755 nt
Organism: Olea europaea var. sylvestris
Lineage: Eukaryota; Viridiplantae; Streptophyta; Magnoliopsida; Lamiales; Oleaceae
Product: protein PIN-LIKES 7
Exons: 11
Coding region: 262-1455 (397 amino acids)
Biological process (GO): endoplasmic reticulum to cytosol auxin transport
Cellular component (GO): membrane
Source: RefSeq, a predicted model, not a curated record
GUAUAAAUAUAUAUAAUCUCAAACUGCAAUUCCUAUAAUCCUAUCUAUACAUACAUACAUACAGAUUUUAUGUAAAAAUUAAGACGGAGUUGAUUGAACUACUCUUUCUUGUUUUCUCAAUCUUGAUUCAGCCUGCAGCAGCUGUGGAAAUUAGCAGGUUCUUGGAACUGAGAACUGAUUCUAUUAGUUGAGAAGAGGAAGAAAAGAAGGCUACUUCACAUUUCAAUAGCACAUAGUGAAAAAACAGAAAAAGGAAGAAAAAUGGGAUUCUGGACUCUAUUUGAGGUGGCUUCGAUGCCAAUAUUACAGGUUCUCUUAAUGUGUUCGUUAGGAGCUUUUAUGGCUACUGAUUAUCUCAACCUUCUGCCUGUGGAUGCUCGAAGAUCUUUGAACAAAAUUGUGUUUAUGGUCUUCACUCCUUCACUCAUGUUUGCAAAUCUUGCACAGACUGUUACCCUUCAAGACAUUAUCUCAUGGUGGUUUAUGGUUGUUAACGUCGGCAUCACGUUUCUAAUCGGAGGGAUUCUUGGAUGGUUAGCAGCUAAAUUAUUAAAACCAAAGCCACAUCUAGAAGGCCUCAUUAUUAGCAUGUGUGCAUCAGGAAACUUGGGAAACAUUAUGUUGAUAAUUGUCCCUGCAAUCUGCAAGCAGGACGGCAAUCCGUUUGGAGAUAGUUGUUCCACAGUUGGACUCUCAUAUGUUUCUUUCUCUAUGGCUCUUGGUGGGUUCUACAUAUGGACUUACAGUUACCACUUAAUCAGGUCUUCGGCCGCAAAAUAUAAGGAAACGCUAGCAGUUGAGGAGUCCUUAAAGGAACCCAACAAGGAUUUGGAGGCAAAUGAGAAGAGUCACCUUCUUGAUGGAACAAUUGAACAUGUUACAAAAGCGCCAACGAUUGAAGCUAAGAAAGAAGCAAAAAUCUGGGAACAAUUGUUGGGAUUAUUGCAUAAGAUUCUUGAAGAGCUAUUGGCUCCUCCAACCAUUGCUGCUAUUCUUGGAUUUAUAUUUGGAGCAGUUACAUGGCUCAGAAACCUCAUUAUUGGUGACAAUGCUCCACUCAGAGUAAUUCAGGAUUCAAUUAAAUUACUUGGGGAUGGAACCAUUCCUUGCAUCACUCUUAUUCUGGGAGGGAACCUAACACAAGGGUUUCGAAAGGCAAGAUUGAAGCCAGUGAUCAUAAUUGCAGUAAUAUGCGUGAGAUACAUUCUACUUCCUAUAGCAGGGAUUGGUGUUGUAAAAGCAGCUUCACAUUUAGGAUUUCUCCCAUCAGAUCCUCUUUAUCAUUUUGUGCUCAUGCUUCAAUUCACAGUGCCACCUGCCAUGAAUAUUGGUACCAUGACACAGCUAUUUGAUGUAGCCCAAGAGGAGUGUUCAGUGCUGUUUCUUUGGACGUACCUGGUUGCAGCUCUUGCACUCACUGUCUGGUCAACUGUCUUCAUGUGGAUUUUGUCCUAAAACAUAAGUUGGAGGGACAGAUAUGGAGAAACAGAUAGAGAAGCCUUAUGAGUGUAUAUAUGCCCGAUAGAAAUUAGUUAGGCAUUAAGCAUUGUUGUAUUGGGAUUCAGAAAUUCUUUUUCAGUAUUCAUUUUUUUUUUUUCUAUUUUUUAUGUAAACAUAAAGCAAUUUAUCAAUUGAGUCGAGUCUCAAAAGAUCCUUAACGGGGCUUUAGUUUGUAUUCAUAUAGAGGAGGGCCAUUAUUUUUCGUCAAAUCAAAGGAUAAACUUCAAGAAAGAAAACUGAACAAAUUCUGAUAUA